AUGAAAUUCUUCGCCGUCUGCUUCUUCGCUGUUGUGGCCGUGGCUGCUGCCAAGCCCGGAAUUGUGGCUCCUCUGGCCGCCGCUCCUCUGGCUUACACCGCUCCGGCUGUGGUGGGCAGUGCCGCCUACGUGGCUCCCUACGCCUCCAGCUACACCGCCCACUCGGUGGCCCACAGCGCCGCCUUCCCAGCCGCCUACACCGCUCCACUUGCCGCUGCCUACACCGCUCCAGUUGCCGCCGCCUACACCGCUCCAGUUGCUGCCGCCUAUACCGCUCCAGUGGCCGCCGCUUACACCGCUCCAGUGGCCGCUGCCUACGCCGCUCCUGCCGCCUAUACCGCUGCCUACACCGCCCCCAUUGCCCGUUAUGCCGCCACCCCCUUCGCAGCUCCCAUCGCCGCCCCAGUGGCUGCCGCCUACACCGCCCCCAUCGCCGCCGCUGCUCCCCUCCUGCUGAAGAAGUAAGACGAC
This is a messenger RNA of Drosophila teissieri, 471 nucleotides long. RefSeq names its product vitelline membrane protein Vm26Ab. The record is from RefSeq and is a predicted model, not a curated record. The transcript has 2 exons. Bases 1 to 465 code for a protein of 154 amino acids. NCBI's taxonomy places the organism in Eukaryota, Metazoa, Arthropoda, Insecta, Diptera, Drosophilidae.